UGCUGACAUCUGUGUUUCUACUUAUGAAACAGAUUGGAAUGAGAGGAGUGGUGGGGGCUCUUGGGAUGUGAAACUCCACUGGAUAAUUCCCAGUUCUCUGCCCUCUCUCAGGUCCCUGAGCAAAAUGGGAAAUGGUUCAGUGAAACCCAAACAUCCCAAGCAUCCAGACGGCCAGUCCGGGAACCUCACCUACAAUGCCCUUCGCAGCAAGGUGACAGAGCUGGAGAGAGAGCUGAGGAGGAAGGAUGCUGAGAUCCAGGAGCGGGAGUACCACUUGAAGGAACUGCGGGAGCAGCUGUCGAAGCAGACGGUGGCCAUUGCCGAGCUCACAGAGGAGCUGCAGAACAAGUGUAUCCAGCUGAACAAGCUGCAGGAUGUGGUGCACAUCCAGGGCGGCAGCCUGCUCCAGGCCUCUCCGGAUGGGGUGCCCCUGGAGGUCCACCGGAAGACCUCGGGACUUGUCUCUCUCCACAGCAGGAGGGGAGCAAAGGCUGGGGUGUCUGCUGAGCCAACAACCCGAACCUACGACCUCAACAAACCCCCUGAAUUUUCCUUUGAGAAAGCAAGAGUCAGAAAGGAGUCCAGUGAGAAGAAGCUCAUUACAGAUGCUCUUAAUAAAAAUCAGUUUUUGAAGAGACUGGAUCCUCAGCAGAUCAAAGACAUGGUGGAAUGCAUGUAUGGAAGAAACUACCAGCAAGGGAGUUACAUUAUUAAGCAAGGAGAACCAGGAAACCACAUAUUUGUGCUGGCAGAGGGCCGAGUAGAGGUGUUCCAAGGGGAGAAACUGAUCUCAUGCAUCCCUAUGUGGACCACGUUUGGGGAACUAGCCAUUUUAUACAACUGUACGAGGACCGCCUCUGUGAAAGCUAUUACCAAUGUUAAAACUUGGGCACUAGAUCGAGAGGUAUUCCAGAAUAUAAUGAGAAGGACAGCGCAAGCUAGAGAUGAACAGUACAGAAACUUCCUCAGAAGCGUAUCCUUGCUGAAGAAUUUACCUGAAGACAAAUUAACUAAGAUCAUUGACUGCUUGGAAGUGGAAUACUAUGACAAAGGAGAUUACAUUAUACGAGAGGGCGAGGAAGGAAGUACCUUCUUCAUUUUAGCCAAAGGAACGGUCAAGGUCACCCAGAGUAUGGAAGGCCAUGAUCAGCCACAAGUGAUAAAAACACUGCAGAAAGGAGAAUACUUUGGAGAAAAAGCUCUUAUCAGUGAAGAUGUCAGAUCAGCAAACAUUAUCGCUGAGGAAAAUGAUGUUGCGUGCCUGGUUAUAGAUCGAGAAACGUUCAACCAGACAGUUGGGACUUUUGAAGAACUACAAAAAUACCUUGAAGGGUAUGUGGCAAACCUGAACCGUGAUGAUGAAAAAAGACAUGCGAAGAGAUCCAUGUCUCACCGGAAUCUGUCGAAAGCGCUCUCUCUGGAGAUGAUUCAGCUGAAGGAGAAAGUGGCCAGAUUUUCCUCUUCAUCCCCAUUCCAGAACCUUGAGAUUAUCGCAACACUGGGCGUUGGUGGGUUCGGAAGAGUUGAGCUUGUUAAAGUAAAAAACGAGAAUGUUGCUUUUGCUAUGAAGUGUAUAAGGAAGAAACACAUAGUUGAUACUAAGCAACAGGAGCAUGUCUACUCGGAGAAGAGGAUCCUGGAGGAGCUGUGUUCGCCCUUCGUUGUGAAAUUGUAUCGUACUUUCAAGGACAAUAAGUAUGUAUACAUGCUUCUGGAAGCCUGCUUAGGUGGGGAGCUAUGGAGCAUAUUAAGGGACAGAGGCAGCUUUGAUGAACCCACCUCCAAGUUCUGUGUGGCUUGUGUGACUGAAGCAUUUGAUUACCUGCAUCGACUAGGUAUUAUCUACAGAGACCUGAAGCCAGAAAACUUAAUUCUGGAUGCUGAGGGCUAUCUGAAAUUGGUUGACUUUGGAUUUGCUAAGAGAAUAGGAUCUGGACAGAAAACAUGGACAUUCUGUGGGACCCCAGAGUAUGUAGCUCCUGAAGUCAUUCUCAACAAAGGCCAUGACUUCAGCGUGGAUUUUUGGUCCCUGGGAAUUCUAGUGUAUGAGCUCCUGACGGGCAACCCACCCUUUUCUGGGACUGACCAAAUGAUGACCUACAAUUUGAUUCUCAAAGGAAUUGAAAAAAUGGAUUUUCCCAGAAAAAUAACAAGAAAACCUGAGGAUUUGAUUAGGAGGCUUUGCAGGCAAAAUCCAACAGAAAGGCUGGGAAAUCUGAAGAAUGGAAUCAAUGACAUUAAGAAACACAGGUGGUUAAGUGGUUUUAAUUGGGAGGGACUGAAAGCACGGAACCUUCCAUCACCUUUACGAAGAGAGCUCAAUGGACCCACCGAUCACAGCUACUUUGACAAGUAUCCUCCUGAAAAGGGAGUGCCUCCAGAUGAGCUUUCAGGCUGGGAUAAAGAUUUCUGACAGAAAAAAAAAAUGAUUACUGCCUGUCUACUACAGAAGACUACGAGCACCAAUAAUCCAAUACUGAUUAUUUCUCUCUAUGGCAUAUUGUGAUUUCUUUUGGAAGACCCUUAGGGAAAAGAAAUCCCUGCCCAUGAGCUGGGGUGGAUGAUAGUGGGUAUGGAGGUGGUUCUGAAUGUUAAUGUCUUAUUUAGAUGCUGUGAAUUAUUCAUGUAUUCUAUUCUUUGCUUUUCUCAAAUGUUGAAGACUAUUCUCUCCACAGUCAGAACCAUUUUUGUUGAAGGGACAUAGUGCUCUCUGCAAUCCAUUGCUCCAUCCUGAUCAUAUUCAUCUCCUUUGAGCCCUAAUAAGGUUUAAAAAAACAACUUGCCCUUGAGCAACUAAGACAUGCAAAUAGUAUCAAGAAAAAGGGUGGAUUUUGGAAGAUUUCCCCUGCUCUCAACAACUCCAUGUAAACAUUGAAGCAUUAAAGUGGUGGUUUGCAGAAGUCUUGGUAGUCAAAAGAGGCACUUGACUUUUACUUGCAUUAAACUUAGAAAUGUAUUAAGGUGUUUCUGAUAAUAGUCUGGGGAAAGGCAAGUUUGAGUGUUUAGUAUGGCUCCCUAAAAUAAAUGAGUUAAUUAAUCCAACAAGGUUAUUAUAUUCUAUUAGGGAGCUUAGAAAAAUAAACAGAGCAAAAAAUAUUUUCCAUUCUCCUGUGACCAGCUGUGAUACCUCAGAGACUUUCCAAAGCCUUGUUAAAGGUGGUUUUAAUGUGCUAUUAAGUGAUGGACUUUUACAAAGGUUUUAUCUUAUAGACUAAGUACUUUUGUAAUCAAAAUAGAAAUCAUGCAGGAACAAAAUUGUGAAGGCUUUUCCUUCCCAUUAAACGUGGAGGCGAAUAAAGUCUGAGAGGUAAGGUUGCUGACUCUGAGACUGAGAUAUUUUGGGCAGUUCUGUGAUUGUUCCUAUUAAUAAACCAAGAGUAUAGACUAACUAGAGUUAAUUUUUAAUGAAGAUGCCAUUGGUAAAUGUUGAUGCACUACAAUCACUGCUGAGUUAACUCUUUGUAAAGACAUCUGAGUCAUGAUGUGCUUAUAAUUUUAGAUUGUUCAGGCAGGCAAGCUGCUGGAGAAGUGGAAGCAUCAUCUAGCAUCUGCCCUCCUCCCGUCUCCUCCAUGCAGUCUUCCAAAUAAUGAAGAGAAUAGUUUCAACAGCGUUGGACACCAGUACCUAAGAACUUUACUAGUAAAUGUUUCUAUCACUUCCUCACCUUCCUUCCAAAAUGGAUAGGAAGCAGACUUUCUCUGUAUCUUUUAGAUCUGGCAAAGUAAAAAUACAGGCUCAGUUACUGCAUUAUUCAAGCUUCUGGUUAUAUUUUUAUAUGCAGAUGUCCUAUGGGAAUAGGAGCCUCUACCCACACCCCACCCAUAUUUUCUUCAUUCAAAGAAAGUCAGCUACAUGCUUCCUGAAGAAUUAAACCAGAUAAGAGAGGCCCAGCCCAGGAAGGUGCAUUCUUAACAAAUUGAAUUUCCACAUUUAGAAUCCUUUUGCUGAACCAAAGAAUUUUUGUUUCCUGGAAUAGUAUUUUUAAAGAUUAUGUAUUGUACAUAGAAAAACCAUUUUUAAUAGGAUCGACAUAACCUGCUUAAUGAAUUUCUAAGAUUUUUAAAAGAUUUUUAUUUGCGUUUGGUUUGUAAGCACUGUAUGUUUUUCCAUGUAUAUAUUUUUAAAUUACCCACCUAAAUGUAGGUAAUUUAUGUAUUGGGUGGAUAUUAAAAUUGUACAGUUAUAAUAGCAGUGAUAUUCUCAAAGGAAAUCAAGAUUUGUAAUUCAAGAAAGACCUACAUAUAUACAAAUAAAAACUGACUUAGACUACUCCAGGUAUUUUGCCUGUGAUUGGCCAUAUCAAUAUAUAAUGCUCA
Molecule: messenger RNA, 4317 nt
Organism: Miniopterus natalensis
Lineage: Eukaryota; Metazoa; Chordata; Mammalia; Chiroptera; Miniopteridae
Source: RefSeq, a predicted model, not a curated record